GACCAAGGCACUGAUGUUUGAACAGGCAGCUUCACAAUGUUUAAAAGAAUCUUCCAAAUGGCUUUGAAUCAGACAAACUAGAAAAUCGCUUCGGAACACCGCCUUCAGCAUGCUUCUCCCCCCUUGGGCUUUCCUGGCCAGGAGCUUUUUGAAGAGUCCAUUCUGCAGGGAGCCAGAAUGCUGAUCCUCAUGGAACCAGCUUAGUGGAUUUGACUUUUCUGGUAGAUUUCUCUCGCUUUAUUAGAUUCUCUCCCAGACUUCUAAGAGGCAUGGAGGUAUUCAUGGCACCGAAGAGCCUGCGAGGAAGGAGGUAGCACUUUCAUGCUGCGUGAAAACCAAGCAGGUGACAGUUGUGGCUGAAAACACUUAAAUCUCUCACGUCUGGAUUUACUGCUGGGGCGCAAGAGGCGAUACUGGACAAGAAAACCCAAAAAAGUAGAAUGAGGGCCACUGGCAAGUAAAUGGCCACUUCUACCUUGACGGAGCCGACGUCAGCCUCCUGGUGGAAUUAUUUUUUCCUUUAUGAUGGUUCAAAGGUGAAGGAAGAAGGCGAUCCGACGAGGGCUGGCAUUUGUUAUUUCUAUCCUCCUCAGACUCUGCUUGACCAGCAGGAGUUGCUCUGUGGACAGAUUGCGGGCGUGGUGCGCUGUAUUUCUGACCUCUCCGCCUCAGCUCCCACCCUCGUUCGUCUGCGGAAACUGAAGUUCGCCGUAAAGGUUGACGGAGAGUACCUUUGGGUGCUGGGCUGUGCUGUGGAGCUCCCCGACGUCAGCUGCAAGCAGUUUCUGGAUCAGCUCAUCGGUGUCUUUAAUUUUUACAAUGGGCCCGUGUCUCUGGCUCACCAGAACCGUUCUCCGGAAGACCUGCACGCUGCUUGGGACACCUUCAUUGCUCAGGUCCUAAAGAACACCAGUGACCUGCACAAGAUAUUCAACUCCCUCUGGAACCUGGACCGAACUAAAGUGGAGCCCCUGUUGUUGCUGAAGGCAGCCCUCAUUCUGCAGACGUGCCAGCGCUCGCCUCACAUUCUGGCCGGCUGUAUCCUCUACAAGGGACUGAUUGUUAGCACCCAGCUCCCACCGUCCCUCACGGCUAAGGUCCUGAUCCAUCCAGCUGCACCUCGGGACCAGAGAAUACCUGCAGGAGGGGGUGCCCUGCAGGAACAUGGAGCGGCACUCCCCGCAAAUGUCCAGAUCCUGCCUGUGUUCCUGACCGAAGAGGAAGCCAUCAGUCUCCACGAGUUCCCAAUGGAGCAGGAAACUAGCUCGGCUGCCCCGCCGGCCGGACUCCAGGAGCACUCAGCCCAGCGUUGGAGCACAUCUGCCCCCACCGAAAACGCCACUGGCCACGUGGGAUCUGCGGCCUGGACGUUGGCAACCACUCCCGAGCCUCCGGGUCCUGACGUAGCAUGGCCAGAUGGCAAGGGGGAGAACAGGCGCUUGCCUGGCCAUGAUCUGGAGAAUGUCAAGCCUGCAAGACAGCACAGCCCAGCCAGGGACAAGGGUCCUGGUCUCCGCAGCUCCCUGGCGAGGGAACCUCGUCUGCCCUGGGUGGAGGAGGAACCGGACUUGUCUGAGAUCCACAUUCCAGAAGCUCGGGAAACAGGAAUGUGCCCGGGUUAUUUUGCCCUCCCGAGUACGUGCACCCCAGAUCAUGGCAGUCCUUGCUUUGAGGAAUGUGCCAGUGACUCUGGCAGCCAGGAACCCAAGCCGCCUGAUGCCCUCAGCAGCUUCCUGUCUCUGUCUACUCCUGAGAUCCCCCCCCAGAAUGGAGCCCUGGAGCGGCACAACGACCCUCCAGGGGACAGCAGCCCAGCCCCCUCUCCCAGGGAAGACCGCCUCCCUGGAAGGACGAGCAGACCGUGGUCAUGGCCUUGCUCAGACUCGAGGCAGGAAGGAACCACGCUUCCCGUGGGCGAACGAGGCACAGAGCAGCCUGUUGGGGUUCGUGACAGCCGCUCAACACCCAGUGGCUCUGACUUGGCAGAGUCUCAGGACGAUGGUCCCUCUGCAGACAGAAAUGACCCGAGGUCAACCCCCACAUCCCGUGAGGGGCUUGUGCCGAUGAACCUCUACACCCACGAUGUCAACGGGCUGGUGCUGUCCCUGCUGGCCGAGGAGCCGCUGCUGGGCGACGACGCAGCCAUUGAGGAAGUGUACCACAGCAGCCUGGCGUCCCUGAACGGGCUGGAGGUCCACCUGAAGGAGACACUGCCCAAAGACGCCGCUGCCUUCCCCAGCAGGACGUACAACUUCACGCAUUAUGACCGCAUCCAGAACGUGCUGACCACGAACCUGCCACAGGUGGCCACCGCCCAGGACCGCCGCUUUCUCCGGGCCGUCGGCCUCAUGCACUCGGACUUUGCCCGGCUGCCUGCGCUGUAUGAGAUGACCAUCAGGAGAACAUAAGGCAAGUUAGAGGGCAGAAGGGGAGGGCCCACUGUGUGUCUGUGAUUCCACCAAAUCCUGGCAACGAUUUGGGAAAGUGCGUUUUUUCCUCUUCAUUGUAUAGAUGCGGAUACCGAAGCACAAAAAGGAUCAGCAACUUGUCCCAGGGUCACAUUCUGAUUAAGGGGCAGAGCCAGGAUUUGAACCCACGUCUCUCUGACUCUGAAGUGCCCAUUGUGUCCCCAUAUUUCCAGUUCAGGGGCGGGCAGGGUGGUCGAGAGGGAGGGGCGCGGGCUCUGGACUCCCACAGAUGCACACGGGGGCCUCGGCCGUCAUGGUGACGUGGUGCUAAUGCCCUGUACCUGGGGGUCAGUAUUUCAGGAUAUUUUCCCAUAAUAAAUGUGCCUCCUCUGGCUUUAAGUCAGAGCUGCCCCAAGCUGGCAACCUAGAGGGACAUUUACAGUCACUGGUUUGGGAACCGAUUGUGUCAGGGUGUGUUUGGGGGGGGGGGUUGUUUAGAGAGGGAUGGAAAUGAGUCAAACGUCAUCUUGGGAUGUAUUAACCACCUUGUGGCCCUGCGGUAUUUUGGAGCCAAGUGGGGUUUUGUGUUGGCAUCCGUGGCUUAUUUUAAUAGUAACAGAAACAGCUGCCACCAUUUCUUAACCACUCACCAUGUACUAAGCAGUUUCUGUGUGUUUUCCUCAUUUAGUCUCAAGAAGAAUCUCAGCAAUGGGAUUCACUGUUGUCAUAUCCACUUUGCAGAUCUGGGACUUAGAGCUGGGACUCAGGAGGAGUAACUUAGCCAGGGGCACCCAGCUAGGAAGCCACGGGGCUGCGAUCAUGCGUGUGUGAGCCCAGCUCCAGGCCUGUAGCCACCAGGCCGCGGUGCUCCCUCCGGGUGCCUGUGAGGACUCGCCCGUGACUCAUCCCGCUGUCCAGCGAGUGCCACAAAACACGUAGGCCAGGUGGACCCUUCUGGCCCCUUGAGGUCCCAGAGGGGGAAGCUGGAGGAAGACGGGAUUCUCCUCCUACCUCCCCUGGAAGCAGCGAUCCCAGUGAGCUGGGCCUGGGGGUCCCUGACUCCACUCCCUUUUACUAGACUUGGAGAAACUAAGGCCCAGCGGGGAAACAGUCCGCGACAGGCAGGAUCAGGGAACCAGGUGGUUGCCUGGCCCUGGAGUCACUUCCUCCCUAGUGGGUCCUCCUUUGCCCGGGCCCCUCACCCCUCCCUCCGCUUCUGUGACGUUUCCUGUCACUUGAUGUCGCAGCCCUCUCCUCUGCCCUCACUGCCCCCACUCAUCCAGCCGCCUUCCGUGGACAUUGUCCGUGCUCGUCAUCCUGGCGGCAUCGCCCAGCCCUGCGCCUCCGGGUGCCCUCACCGCUGCUGCGUAAGGCUGGGUGGGGACUGAGCCAGGCUGCCCAAGCGCACUUGGCGGAGCUGCUCUGCCGUCAGCCAAACGUGCACCCGCCAGCGCAGUCCUGCACUUACCCUAACCUCGGGCUCUGUGGCCGGGGCCGCCACGGACGGCGCCAGCCUCCAGUGAGUCAAAAGGAAAGAAGAUGGCUCUUGGCACCGAAGCCUGGAACUCGAGUGUGCAAGUCGAACCCCGAACCGCAGCAGCUGCCCUCCCCCUCCCCCCCCCCCCCCCAGCAUUUGGCGUCGCUGGGCCCCUGCCGAGCACCUCCCGAGGUCUCUGUGUGGUCAGAGGCCUGCCCAGGCAGCCUGGGACCGUUGUCUUCUUUCUUCCCCCUCAGAAACGCCUCCACGGCCGUGUACGCCUGUUGCAGCCCCGUCCAGGAGACCUAUUUCCAGCAGCUGGCGGUGGCGGCGCGGAGCUCCGGCUUCCCGAGCCCACAGGACGGUGCCUUCAGCCUCCCCGGCAAAGCCAAGCAGAAGC
Messenger RNA from Neofelis nebulosa (Clouded leopard), 4285 nucleotides. It is a transcript of the gene HPS4, whose product is annotated as HPS4 biogenesis of lysosomal organelles complex 3 subunit 2. The record is from RefSeq and is a predicted model, not a curated record. The coding region runs from base 462 to 2408 and encodes 648 amino acids. The transcript is spliced from 13 exons. Gene Ontology annotation, biological process: vesicle-mediated transport. NCBI's taxonomy places the organism in Eukaryota, Metazoa, Chordata, Mammalia, Carnivora, Felidae.